Molecule: messenger RNA, 1250 nt
Organism: Gilbertella persicaria
Lineage: Eukaryota; Fungi; Mucoromycota; Mucoromycetes; Mucorales; Choanephoraceae
Exons: 1
Coding region: 17-1237 (406 amino acids)
Molecular function (GO): protein binding
Source: RefSeq, a predicted model, not a curated record
AAAAAUUCUUUACUUUAUGAACCGAUCUUUGGUUGUACUCAAGGCACCAUUUCGACAAAGUGUUCGUCAUGUACACGGUGGUGUUAUGGAUCCCUUAAGAUUACGUGCAUCUCGAUAUCCUACUGAAAUAUCAGCCAAACUCUUGUCUGCUAUUCGUAAACAAAACCCACCUGCUGUUUGGAAAGCUUAUAUGGAAUUAAGCGACCAUGACCAUCUCAAUCAACUACCAGCUGAAUAUCAUACAAUGACACUUCAAUCGUUUCAAAUCAAGAACCUCGGUUCAUAUAGUUAUGAAGAAAUCAAAUUUUAUCGCAAGUGUUUGUCCCAUGUGUUGGAAACCAUGAAGACCUUGGGCCAUUCACCCGAUGUACGUGAUUAUAAUGUCAUGCUUGAUUUCUAUGGCCGAUCAGGCGACUGGCAGUCUGCACAAGCACUAUGGCACGAUAUUCGACACCCUACUAUUUACAGUUACAACUUGUAUUUGUAUGCUGCUAUUCAAUGUAAAAAAUAUGAAGAUGCUUUCCGUAUCUUCCAUCAGCUCAAGGCAUCUUCUAUUGAACCUAACGAAGUCACUUACAACGCGAUGAUUGAAUUAAAUGGAUGUUUGGGCCAUAUCACAGAAGCAGACAAAAUCUUUCAGGACCAUUUUACACCUCAAGUGCAGAAACCUAAUACAUCCAUUCUUAACUUGCUUCAUCAUCAAAAACAGACCAACAAACAGUACCCUUCGUAUGCUUCUACUGUGGCACCCCUGGGUCGUAUUAUACCUCCUCAGAAAAAAGCACUUGAUCCUACAUUAGACACCUUCAAGGCAUUGAUCCGUGCUCAUGGCCGUAAAAAGAACACGAUUGGUCUUCACCACAUUUACACCAAAAUGAUGCCUAAAUAUGGUGUGAAGCCUGACCUCAAGAUCUAUAACGCGUUGGUGGAAUGGUAUUGUUAUAGUGAAAAUGUAGAUGCUGCAAGAAAGAUUGUGUUAGAUAUGGAAAAAGCAAAUGUGAAGCCUAACAUUGUUACAUUUAACCAUCUUUUCCGUCAUGAAGCAAUCAAGAGAAACAGACCUAAAGUAGCAGAGGCAUUGAUGGACUAUAUGAAGAAUGAAUAUGGUAUUCCACCUCUUUUAACUAUGUAUCGUACUCUUAUUCGUAUUCAUAACAAACAUAACCGUGAAGAUGAAGCCAAGCGAUUGUUUAAUGAAUACAUGGCAUUCAAGACAAGUAAACUUAAAGAACAAUAGAAUCUCUUUAUAU